This is a messenger RNA of Paramecium tetraurelia, 497 nucleotides long. RefSeq lists its product as uncharacterized. NCBI's taxonomy places the organism in Eukaryota, Ciliophora, Oligohymenophorea, Peniculida, Parameciidae. The record is from RefSeq and is a predicted model, not a curated record. The transcript has a single exon.
AUGAAGAGAGAAAGAUUUAUUUCAUAAAGUAAUUAUAUAAAGAUUGUUACUUGUUAAUAAUCCUAUUAUUAAAAAAAAAUGAUAAUUAAAGAGGAUUUAAAAUAGUUUGACACUUAAUCAUAGAUAAUAUCAAACAAAGAGUUGUAUUUAUAGGCUACAGAUAUACUUAUUCUGAAAUUCAAAAGAACCUAAACCUAUAUCUAGGACUUGAAAAUUAACAUAAUUUUUGAUGAAUGUAGAUCCUAACUUCAGAUGUAGUUAUUAGAAAAAUAACAAAAUUAACAACAGGACUGUGAUAUUCCAAUUAAUCAUAUCCUAAAAAGAUCUAAAGAAGAAAAAAAAUAAUCUUAGAACUUGUCGUCAAGCAUAUUUUCUAAGUGUUCUGUUUGUCAGAAUAAGAUCUUAUCAGAAGCUGGAUUGGGAGAUAAUUUGAAAAAGAAGAGAAAAAUAUGAUUUAAUAUAAUAUAAUUAUUGAUUAAAUUGAUUAUUAAUAAUAC